AUUUGCGCUCAGCUAACAGUAGACACUCUGCUGACGGAGUCGUGAGAAGGCAGGCGGAAGUUCUGUGUGGGGCGAGCUUACACUGCAGGCAGGGAGUGGCGUGUAGUGUUUACGUGUUGUAUAAAGUUUGUGGUACGAGUGUAUUAAGAAGUCGGAAGAAUGGAUUUACUUUACUAAAACUCAGGUAACGCUUCCGAAGAUACGUAUUCACGAAGGAAUAAAGGGACGCAGGAGAAUCUGUUUCGUCUUGCGUAGCGACGGCAGUUGAAGGAACCAUGGAUCUGGACAAGGUGAUGGACGAAGUGGGGCACUUUGGGAAGUUUCAGGGUCUCUGUUACUUCCUCUUAAGUUUCUCCAUAUUCUACGCUGCAAUUGCUGGACUAAGCUACGCUUUCACGACAGCAAAUGUUAAAUACAGGUGCCGUAUCGCAGAAUGCGAUGCUGAAGAAGCAAUCUAUCAGCCCGAAUGGUUACGCAACGCCGUGCCGUUCAAUGAUGACAAGCCUAGCUCCUGUGAAAGGUAUCUGUCACGAAGCAAUUCAACUUCCGCCGACGGAUUUCCGAUAAACAACGAAACUUCCUGCUUACCUGAUACUUUUGAUAACAGUAGCAUGGUAAAAUGUCGUGACUGGGUGUUCGAUAACGAGGAAUGGACUAUUGCAAAUGAGUGGAAGUUUACCUCAUGUUUUGAAAAGCAGUGGAGAUUAACGAUUGUCGGAACUGUAAAUAACAUUGGACAAUUUGUCGGCUUUCCACUUGCUGGCUACUUUUCUGACAGAGUUGGCAGGAAAAAGACGCUGUUGGUGUCCAUCAUAGUGACGUGCUUGCUGGGCGUACUGCGUUCCUUCGCGUGGUGUUACGAGGCUUUCCUGUUCUUCGAAUUUGUUGUGGCAGGGUUUAGCGGUGGUAUCUACAACUCUGGAUUCAUUCUAGGCAUGGAAUUAGUUGGUCCAAGAGCUCGAGUCAUUGGGGGAGCCGUUAUUAGUUGUUUUUAUUCGGCUGGCAUGGUGCUUUUGGCAGCCGUCGCCUUGUGGGUGAAAAACUGGCGAAUUCUGCAAGCCAUAUAUGCACCUGGUUUGAUUUGCUUCGUCUACUACUGGAUUCUGCCAGAGUCUGUCAGAUGGCUUCAAUCCCAAGGAAGGACCGAAGAAGUUAAAACAAUUAUGUUGAGAGCGGCAAAAAUAAAUGGAGUAAAACUGUCUGAACAAGAAUUUAGCAAGUUUGAAUUAUCACCUGUUGUAGCGAAGACAGAAGAUGAGACUCCUGUACAGAAAAGAUCUAAUUCUGAUGCUUUCAAGAGAAUUUUUAAAUCAAAAAUAUUGCUGGCUAGACUGAUUAACUGUGCCUUCUGCUGGAUCACAAACUCCUUCGUUUAUAUCGGACUGUCACUUUCUGCCGUGUCGGUCGGAGGUGACAAGUAUACGAACUUCAUUCUGGUAGCGGUGGUGGAGAUUCCAGCUUAUGCAGUUACUCCAUUCUUCUCUGAUAGAUUUGGCAGGAGACUUUCUUUGUGCGUGUCACUUCUAAUCGCUGGUGUGUGCUGCGUUGCUUUUGCCUUCAUACCAGAAGGCUAUGACACAGCGAAACUCGUUGUGUUCUUGGCAGGCAAAUUUGCCAUCACCAUUGCCUUUACGGUGGUUUACGUGUUCACUGCUGAGCUCUUCCCAACUGAACUCCGACAUUCGAUGCUUGGUACAUGCUCAAUGGUGGGGCGCAUUGGUUCCAUCAUUGCGCCUCAGACUCCGCUCCUAGCUGAGAUCUAUAAGGCACUGCCUUUCUUCCUAUUUGGAGGCAUAUCUGUUGCGUCUGGGUUGCUAAUACUCUUAAUUCCCGAAACCCUGAACCAGAAAUUGCCAGACACUGUGGAAGAAGCUGAGAACCUUGGCAAGCGGCAGAACACGUGAUGGAAAAAAUUGCAUUUAGUACUGUAUAUAUUAAGACAGUGGUCCCCAACCUUUUUGUGCCUACGGGCACAUUUGAGAGUUUAUGAGAUCGUGGCGGGCACCAACCAAUCAACAAAGCCAAAUUUUCUUUUCUCUGGACAAAUAAGAUAUGGACUCCAAAUAA
Molecule: messenger RNA, 2067 nt
Organism: Zootermopsis nevadensis
Lineage: Eukaryota; Metazoa; Arthropoda; Insecta; Blattodea; Termopsidae
Product: organic cation transporter protein-like
Biological process (GO): transmembrane transport
Cellular component (GO): membrane
Molecular function (GO): transmembrane transporter activity
Source: RefSeq, a predicted model, not a curated record